UGUUGGACGAUUUACAAGCAUAGUCAGCAAAAAGAUUUCAACUGUCAACGUUAGUUUCAUUUUGAUUGUUAUUCCAAAGUCUAAUAAAUACGAUAUCAACGAAAUCAAAGAUGAAGGGACUCAAGAUCAUAACUUCUGUGUUAUUACUCGCUGUUAUCUGCACGGCUGACGAAACGGAGGAAAUUUUAAAGGAGCUAGAAAAAUACGAGAGCGAAUGUCGCGAGGAAAAUGGAGUGUCAAAAGAAGAAGGAGAAAAUCAUCUUAAGAAACUUUGCGCCAAUGAAGAAAUAGAAAAGAACGUUGGCUGUUACAUGGCUUGUUUCCACACAAAAAUUGGCGCAAUGAAAGAUGGGGAAAUUUUAGUAGAUAGUAUUAAAGAAUCUUUAAUACCAUUGAUAAAACAUGAAUCCGCAAAGAAUGAAUUAUUAAAUAAGUUGGACACUUGCAAAGCUGAAAUUUCCACGGAAAGCGAUGAUUGCGACAAGACGGUUGAAUUUACAAAAUGCCUGAUUAAAGGAUCGGAAUUGUGCAAACAUAUUCUCGAAUAGUUAUAUUAAUUAUAAUAUGAUUUUUCCGUCGAUAUGCUAACAUCACAAUCUAAUAAGAUAAAUGAUCCAAUGCAUGUUACAGUAAAUAAUUUGUAAUAGAGUCAGAUAAUACGUAAAUGACCAAAUAAACCUAAUAAAUCAAAGUAGCAAAAAUUA
Molecule: messenger RNA, 704 nt
Organism: Polistes dominula (European paper wasp)
Lineage: Eukaryota; Metazoa; Arthropoda; Insecta; Hymenoptera; Vespidae
Product: Odorant-binding protein 56a
Molecular function (GO): odorant binding
Source: RefSeq, a predicted model, not a curated record